AUGGGAACGCAGUUACUUCUUCUUUUAGUGACCGAGGCGUUCGUUACCCUUGCCACUACAGAUGAAUAUUGUUGUGGUGCCCUGGUUUUGGCGGAAUCUCUGCGGAGAGUUGGCACAACUAGACAGAUUGUAUGCAUGGUUACCAACACGGUGUCAGAAAUAAUGAGAGCAUCGCUUGAUAAGACUUUUGACCGCGUCGUUCUCGUUGACGUUUUGGAUAGCAAUGAUACGGAAAAUCUUAGGCUUCUUUCAAGACCCGAUCUAGGUGUAUCAUUUACAAAACUUCAUUGUUGGCGUUUGACCGAGUACACGAAAUGCGUUUUCUUGGAUGCUGACACCUUGGUUGUAAAAAAUGUUGACGAUCUUUUCGAGCGGGAGGAGUUGAGUGCUGCCCCUGAUCCAGGCUGGGCCGACUGCUUCAAUUCUGGCGUCUUCGUCUUUGUUCCCAAUCUAGACACUUAUCGUGCUCUGCUUGACUUGGCUUUUUCAGAAGGCAGCUUUGAUGGUGGUGAUCAGGGCCUUCUUAACCUUUACUUUUCUGAUUGGCCCACCAAGGACAUCCGUCGUCACCUUCCUAUCACAUACAACUGCAUAGCCCAGAUCUUCUACUCUUAUCCACCUGCAGUAAAGCGAUUCGGCUACCAGAUCCGCAUCGUCCACUUCAUCGGCACUUUAAAGCCCUGGCAGCAUCAGGUCAACGCUGACACUGGCUGCCUCACUUUGGGUGACGAGAUCAGCGCCCAUUCACUCCAAUUUCUUAAUUUUUGGUGGCACAUAUUUUUGACGGACGUCAAACCGAAAAUCAACCCUGAUGUCGUUGACGCUCGAGCUGCCCAUGGUGGUUUGGUUGGCCAUUUGGCAAAACUCGACGUAUCUUCAGGCCCGAUCCUUCAGCCACCAUCGUCGCUAUUGCCUUCUGCUGAUCGUCAAAGCAGGUGGGAGCGUAAUGAGAUCGAAUACACCGAUGCCGAUCGGUUUUCGAACAUCCAAGCCGCUCUGGAUAAACAAAUCAACGAGUAA
Messenger RNA from Mesocestoides corti, 1020 nucleotides. The record is from the annotation of a GenBank genome assembly. NCBI's taxonomy places the organism in Eukaryota, Metazoa, Platyhelminthes, Cestoda, Cyclophyllidea, Mesocestoididae.